AUUUAGUAUAUAUAUUAAGAAAAUGUUUGGCGCACAUCAAAGAGCAGAUAAAACAUCAUCGUUUCUCGAACCUCACCGCUCCAUCUCCUCCGCUAUCGAGAUGACCACAGCCGCAUCUCCGCCGCCCCGGCGCCGCUCCGUUUCCCUCGGCGUUGACGUUGGCACAGGAAGCGCACGCGCAGGGCUGUUUGAUAACGACGGACGCCUUUUAGGUUCUUCGAGUAGUCAGAUACAGAUUUGGAAAGAUGGCGAUUGUGCUGAGCAAUCGUCCACCGAUAUAUGGCUCGCAAUUUGCACAGCUGUCAAAGCAGCUUGCUCUCUAGCAAAUAUUUCUGGGGAAGAAGUGACCAGUUUGGGGUUUGCUGCUACUUGUUCGCUCGUUGCUGUUGAUUAUGAUGGCGAACCUGUUACAGUUUCUUGGAGCGGCGACACGAGAAGGAAUAUUAUUUUGUGGAUGGACCACAGAGCUGUAAACCAAGCGGAGAGAAUUAAUUCUUCUAAGUCGCCGGUAUUGGAAUAUUGUGGUGGGGCUGUAUCCCCUGAGAUGCAGCCACCUAAGCUUCUGUGGGUGAAAGAGAAUUUGCCAGAGUCUUGGUCAAUGGCAUCUAGGUGGAUGGAUCUGAGUGAUUGGUUAUCAUAUAGGGCAACUGGAGAUGAUACUCGGAGUCUAUGCACAACAGUCUGCAAAUGGACAUAUUUAGGUCAUGCGCAUAUGCAACAGACCAAUGAGAAUGAUUCCCGUGAUAUGGAAGCGCUUGGAUGGGAUGAUGACUUCUGGGAGAAGAUUGGUUUAGGUGACCUUGUCGAUGGCCAUCAUUCCAAGAUUGGACGGAGUGUAGCUUUUCCUGGUCAUGCUUUGGGCUCCGGUCUGACACCUGAAGCUGCAAAGGAAUUAGGUCUAGUGGCUGGGACACCAGUUGGAACAUCCUUAAUAGAUGCUCAUGCUGGUGGCGUUGGAGUUAUGGAAAGUGUGCCUGUGUCGGUAGAUUCCGAAUCAAAAGAGGUUGAUGAAGAAGCAAUAUCUCGUCGAAUGGUGCUAGUGUGCGGAACUUCCACUUGCCACAUGGUUAUUUCCAAGACCAAAUUGUUCAUUCCCGGGGUCUGGGGACCAUAUUGGUCAGCUAUGGUGCCUCAGUAUUGGCUCACAGAAGGAGGCCAGAGUGCCACUGGGGCAUUACUUGAUUACAUCGUAGAGAACCACGUUGCUUCUCCACACCUGGCAAAUAGAGCCGCUUCUCGAAGUAUUUCGAUAUUUGAACUUCUGAACGAGAUACUGGAAUCAGCGAGGGAAGAAUUAGGUUCUCCAUUUGUUGCUGCUUUAACAAAUGACAUUCACGUCCUUCCCGAUUUCCAUGGAAACAGAUCUCCCAUUGCAGAUCCGAUAUCGAAAGGGAUGAUUUGUGGCUUAACUCUCGAUACAAGUGAAAAGCAGCUUGCUCUUUUAUACCUUGCCACUGUACAGGGUAUAGCAUAUGGGACCCGGCAUAUCGUAGAGCACUGCAAUGCCCAGGGACACAAAAUUGACACGUUACUUGCAUGUGGUGGGCUUACAAAGAAUUCCUUGUUCAUUCAAGAGCAUGCAGAUAUUACAGGUUGUCCUAUUAUUCUUCCACGGGAAAAUGAAUCAGUGCUUUUGGGUGCUGCUAUUCUCGGUGCAGUUGCUUCGAAGAAAUAUUCCACCGUGCGAGAGGCCAUGAGAGCACUAAAUGCAGCUGGGCAGGUUGUUUAUCCCUCCAAGGACAUAAAAGUAAGAAGGUACCACGAUGCUAAGUAUCGUGUCUUUCGCGGUCUAUACGAGCAGCAGUUGUCUCACCGUUCGAUGAUGAGGGAAGCUCUUUCGUAGGUUUGAGCAUCGGUUUUCUGAACAUUAUAUUGUUUCCUUAGUUUUUUGAGCUACAUGAGUUGUACAUCUAUUUUCGUUGUGUAGCUAUUUAAUAUUUUCUUUUAUUCAUUAAAAAAAAAAUGUAUACGGGAUAAUCGUCUGUGAAUUGUCAUCAUCUUCAUCUACACUCGAAUAAUAAAGCUUCAUUUUGUGGUUUGA
Erythranthe guttata (spotted monkey flower) is the source of this 2041-nucleotide messenger RNA. The record is from RefSeq and is a predicted model, not a curated record. NCBI's taxonomy places the organism in Eukaryota, Viridiplantae, Streptophyta, Magnoliopsida, Lamiales, Phrymaceae.